CUCCGCCGAGUGAGGCCUGUGUCGCCAGGCCAGCCAUUUUGGUAAGCGUAACAUGGCGUCGCCGCCGGAGAUUAAUAUGGCGUCCUCGGACAUAAUAACCGAAGUGGAGAUUCAACCGGACAUCCAGGAGGUCGAGAUAGAGACGAUACCAGUGGAGAUACCGUGCGAGACCGUGGAGACGACGAUCGAGGGUGAGGACGGGCAGCCGAUGAUAGCGCUGCAGCCACUGCCGGAGCCGGGCCGCGAGGAAAUCAUACUGCAGACACAAGAGGAGAUCGUCGGCGCCGACCCGCUCAGCGUGUACGACCAGAUUCCGGUGCCGGACAACGACAUUUAUGUCGAGUCCAGCCCGGGGCCGUCGCGCAAGGCCGCAAAGAAGGCCCGCAAGAGCGGUGGAGCGCGCUUCCGCACGUCCGAGCACGCGAUCUUCGGCGAGAUGGCCACCGAGACCAAGGCUAGGAAGUGGGAACAGAAGCAGGUGCAGAUCAAGACGCUCGAGGGCGAGUUCUCGGUAACGAUGUGGGCGUCCGGCACGGACGAUGGUAACAUCCUAUUAGCGCCUGACCUGGAUGUGGAUGUUCCAGAUGAAGGUUCGAAUCCAGAACCAGAUCCCGACUACACGGAAUACAUGACGGGCAAGUCCAAUACCAAGUUCAAUUCAAACAGCUCGGUAUCAGACGGUAUGCCCGGUUUGGAUCUUUCUGAUCCGAAACAACUCGCCGAAUUCGCGCGGCCAGGUCACAAGCUGAAGGUGCGCAAACCCCCGGUGAUGGAUGGUGUCGAGCGAACGAUCGCGUGCCCUCAUAAAGGAUGCACGAAGAUGUUCCGGGACAACAGUGCGAUGCGCAAGCACUUGCAUACGCACGGGCCGCGGGUGCACGUGUGCGCGGAAUGCGGCAAGGCUUUCGUCGAAAGUUCUAAGCUUAAACGACACCAAUUGGUGCACACGGGCGAGAAACCGUUUCAGUGUACGUUCGAGGGAUGUGGCAAGAGGUUUAGUCUUGACUUCAAUCUUCGUACUCACGUGAGAAUCCACACCGGCGACCGGCCGUACGUGUGUCCGUUUGACGGAUGCAGUAAAAAGUUCGCACAAUCGACGAAUCUUAAGUCGCAUAUAUUAACUCACGCAAAGGCCAAAUCUCGAAACGCGAUUGGGAGACAAGUACAACAAAUUCAACUUCAACAGCCUCAAUUUGUCCAGGUUGAAGUUGCAGAUGUGGACAAUCAACAGUUCAUUGUCUACGCCGAUUAGCCCCCCUAAAAACACUGAUCUCGUAUAUCUCCCGCUGAACACUACUACUGUCUACUACUAAAGUGUCGUACAGCGAUACUUUAGUAUUAAAGUAUCGUAACCAUUAAUUAUUAAUCUAAAUAAUGUAAAUAUUUUUACGGCGCGUACAAGUUUUGUCAUUACACAUGACACAGACAGUCAACUAGCCUGUCUUAAGAGAAUUAAUGGAAAAAUUAAUACCUCUGUGCUUACAAGAAGUUGGCAAGAACUAGAAAAUCAGUUUUCAAUUUUAAAAGAUUUUAUGAAUGCUUGAAGAAUGCUCAUUAAUUAAACAAAUCAUUAGGAAUGCACGGCUCCUUGUUUUUUCUAAUAAAAAAUUUAAAAAGUUAUUCAAAGUCAGAUUGCGUAUUUCAUAAAGAAGUAUUUUAUAACUAUUGUAAAUUAGCUCUCAUGGCUGUGCUAAGUAGAGCAUUUGCGUCACUUUUGAUUCGCAUGUCUCGAGUCCAAAACCAAAUUAAUGCUUUUACAUGACAAACUUGUUGCGAAUUAAAUAUUAAUAAAAAUUGGACAGUUUACAUUUUAUUCAUAAAAGCAUUCUUGUUAUAACAAAUUUUUCACAAUAAUGAAGAUUAAAUAAAAACAAAGCACAAUGCGUUUUGUUACUAAGAACAUCAAUAAAGAUCUUUUUAUACGCGAAAGUUCUUUUUUUGUAAAAUUUUGAACAAAAAUUAAAUUUGAAUAUUUAAUGAAGAAAAUAAGAGUAUCGCGCUUCAGAAGCACCUGAGACACGCAAAUUAAAAGUUACGACGUGGAUGUUUUAUUAGUACAGUCACGGUGGCUAAUUUAUAAAUUAUAAAAUAUCUUUAUAUAGUAUGCAACCUGAUUUUAAACAACUUUAUCAAUAAAAAAAAAAUUUUUAAACAAGGGGCUGUGCACUCAUAAUGUUUUGCUUAAUAAAUAAGUAUUUUUCAAGUUGUUCGCAGAUUUUUUAAAUUGAAACUUUUUUUAAUUAAAACUAAUUUUCUAGUUCUUGCUUAUUCCUUGUUAGAUAUGAAUUAAUUAAAGAAUGUGUUUGGAGCACUAUAUUAUCGUAAAAACACGAGAGGGCAAAUAAAAUUAAGCAAGAUUUAAAGGAAAAAAAGAAAAAAAAAGAUUAUGUACCUUCUAAGAUAACACGAGCUAGACUGUGUUGCGUACUGCUCAAUUUCUUGUUCUAUCAAGAGAAAUCGAGUACGCUCGCAUAUAUACACACAUACAUAUAUAUACAUAUACACGAACACGUACACACGAGACUGUAUAUAUAUAAAUAUAUAUAAGUACAAUUAAAAUAUUGUAUACAGUAUAUUUUGGAGAAAUUCAGAUGGGAAUAAACCACGAAGAUGCAUCUUUUUCCGUCGGACUCAAUUAUACCAUCUUGGUAACAUACGAAUUUUACACUGUAUAAUGCUGAGACUUGUUAAUAGUUGAGAGAAAGGGAAGGAGGUUAAGCGUGCGUAACGUAUAUUACGAAAUCCGUAAAUAUCACGCGAUCUUUAUCGUAUAUUUCGCGAUAUAAUUUUUUUUCCUUUGGUUGGGGACAUAAUCUAAAAGAUACGAAACAUGUUUGACAGAUAUGGAAAGAAAAACGUAUUUGAAAAAAUUGUACAAAAGUAUAUCUUAAUGAUGAUACUAUACCCGAUGUGAUAUUUGCGAAAAAAAAAGGAAAAAAAAACGUGACGUUUGCACGCGCGCAUCGAAUGACUUGGAACGAUACUCGGUGAUACGUGAAAUUUCGAGUAAGAAGCAAUAUAACUAUGGAUAGAUUUAAUAUCGAAUUAGAAUAAAAUGAUUACUGCGUGCAUCUCUCAUUACGUCAUUGAUCAUAAUUAUAUUUGCAUAUCAUAAUUUUAUACGCGCGAUGUUAACUGACAUACUUAUGACAUAAGUACACAUGUGCACCAGCCUGCAUUGAAUUAAGCGAAUUUUGGAAUAAUUUGUUUAAAUCCUGUAAAGUAUAUAUACAUAUAUAUAUAUUCUUUCAUAAAAAAA
Solenopsis invicta (red fire ant) is the source of this 3259-nucleotide messenger RNA. Its product is annotated as transcriptional repressor protein YY1. The record is from RefSeq and is a predicted model, not a curated record. Gene Ontology annotation, biological process: regulation of transcription by RNA polymerase II. Gene Ontology annotation, cellular component: transcription regulator complex; PcG protein complex. The transcript has 3 exons. Gene Ontology annotation, molecular function: DNA-binding transcription factor activity, RNA polymerase II-specific; RNA polymerase II cis-regulatory region sequence-specific DNA binding. Lineage: Eukaryota; Metazoa; Arthropoda; Insecta; Hymenoptera; Formicidae. The coding region runs from base 53 to 1252 and encodes 399 amino acids.